AUGAGCACACUGUUCUGUGCCAUGGAAGGUGCCAGCUCUGCUUGCCAGGACCAGCCCAACGGGACGGUGUAUAACAGCAGCUGGCACCACAGCCUGGGGGAUGAUGAGCACACCUGGAGUGACUGUGGAGCUGGUCACUUCAGCAGAGUGGCUGCCACACUGCUCGCCUGCUCCUGCGGGCUGGCAGGGAACGGAGCUGUGCUGUGGUUCCUCUGCUGCCGUGCCUGCAGGAGCCCCAGCACCGUCUAUGUCCUCAACCUGACCACUGCCAACUCUGCCUUCCUCCUCUCCAUCACCACUGCCCUCCUGAUGUUUUACACCCCAGAGUGCCUCUGCUGCAGGCUGGGCUCACAGGAUGUGACAACUCUGUUGAACAUCACCAUCCUCUUCACUUUCACCGCCAGCAUCUACCUCCUGGUGGCCUUCAGUGCCGUGGUAACUCUGUCCACCCUCCCCUCAUCCUGCUGCCCCUGCCACUGCCACUUGCCACUGAUUGUGUGUGCCCUGCUCUGAACCCUUUCCUUCAUCCUCAUCAUGACCCUUUACUUCUACCCUGCAGCAGUCAUGGUCCUCAUCCUGAGUUACUUCUUCUCAGUGCUUAUCCUGUCUAUUUCUGGUCUAAUCCUGCUUGCCAGGGUCUUGUGCUGCUCUCAGCAACACCUCCCAAGGAAGCUCUGUGUUGUGGUCCUGAUAACUGUCAUCUUCUUCCCCUUCUUGACUGCUGAUUUUUGGUGCUGGCUCCUGCUGAGGCUGUUUGACUUGUCUGGUUUUGCCUUUGACACAUCUCUCCUGCUGGCCUGUGUGAACAGCACCAUCACCCCUGUCUUCUUCUUCCUUGGGAGCUGGGCAAAUAGGUUCACGUUCUCUGGUAAGGUUUCUUCCCAGGGGGCUUUUGAAGAUAUAACAGAGCCCCUAAAGGGAGGCAAAGCUCCCACAGACAACCCAAUGGAAAUGAAUGUUUAA
Molecule: messenger RNA, 963 nt
Organism: Pogoniulus pusillus (Red-fronted tinkerbird)
Lineage: Eukaryota; Metazoa; Chordata; Aves; Piciformes; Lybiidae
Product: proto-oncogene Mas-like
Exons: 1
Biological process (GO): G protein-coupled receptor signaling pathway
Cellular component (GO): membrane
Molecular function (GO): G protein-coupled receptor activity
Source: RefSeq, a predicted model, not a curated record